Messenger RNA from Coregonus clupeaformis (lake whitefish), 1463 nucleotides. Its product is annotated as twist-related protein 2-like. Lineage: Eukaryota; Metazoa; Chordata; Actinopteri; Salmoniformes; Salmonidae. The transcript has 2 exons. The coding region runs from base 217 to 705 and encodes 162 amino acids. Gene Ontology annotation, molecular function: protein dimerization activity; RNA polymerase II transcription regulatory region sequence-specific DNA binding; DNA-binding transcription factor activity, RNA polymerase II-specific. The record is from RefSeq and is a predicted model, not a curated record. Gene Ontology annotation, biological process: developmental process; regulation of transcription by RNA polymerase II.
CAAAAAAAUUGGGGAAAAACUUGCUGCGGGAGAAGGACUACCUAAAGCGUAGGUUUGAAAGUAUCCUACUCCCAAAACGUAGAGAAAAUUAUAGUUGUAGAGAAAGACAUUUUUACUUUCUGUCGGUGUCUGCAUAUUCGGAUAUAUUUUGUAACCACGGCUUCAAAAGUGGAGACCGUUUUUUCUUUGCUAUCCUUGCAUUUCUUUAAACGAGAAAUGGAAGAGGGCUCAAGUUCUCCCAUCUCCCCUGUGGAUAGCCUACUGACCAGUGAGGAUGAAUUGGACAGACAACAGAAACGAUUUGGAAGGAAGAGGAGACACAGUAAAAAGUCGAGCGAGGACAGCAGUCCCGGUAACGUGAAACGGGGCAAAAAACCGAGUCCGAGCAGCAGCACUCAGUCCUACGAGGAGUUGCAGAACCAGCGGUGCCUGGCCAACGUCAGGGAGAGGCAAAGGACACAGUCGCUCAACGAAGCCUUCUCGUCUUUACGCAAAAUUAUCCCCACGCUACCCUCGGAUAAACUGAGCAAGAUCCAGACACUAAAACUUGCCUCCAGAUACAUAGACUUCCUCUAUCAGGUGCUGCAAAGCGACGAGAUGGACAAUAAGAUGUCGAGCUGCAGCUAUGUUGCGCACGAGAGACUCAGUUACGCUUUCUCCGUGUGGCGGAUGGAGGGCGCGUGGUCAAUGUCUGCAUCUCAUUAGCACCCAAAGCCCUUCACUCAAUGCCAAAGCGAAUGUUUACUUCUACAAAGUAUGAAGACACCAAAGGAUCUUCAGAAACAUGGUCAAGAGGCGUAAUGUGGCACACAACUCUCCUGGAGUGCUUUGAGUGCAAUUACCUAACACUUGGAACAGUGUGCGAAGGAGUGAAGUUAACCCUGAAAAGUUGCAUACUCAGACAGUGUUGUAAGACGCUUCUCGUGUCUGCUGCUGGCGCAUUAUCACGUUGUUUUAAUGUCGGAAUGGUGAUGAUAGUAGGAAAAGCCAUCUUUUAUCUUUUUUGGGAAAUUAUAUUUCGUUCUGUUUUUAAAAACUCUAAAUAGAAGUAUAUAUAAAUGUUUCGUAUUGUACAUAGGCCUACCUGUAUGAAUCUUCAGCUUGUAAAGGGACCAAUGCAAUUUAGAAUACGUUCUUGGAGUACGCUGCAUGGAUUUUUCCAGAUUUGACUUAUAAGCAAGUCUUUCAACUCUGUCCAAUGUAAAAAAAUAAAUACACUUAUUUAUUAAAACACAUAUUUUGAACAAUGUAGUUGAGCCUUUUGAUUUAUGUUUCCAUAGAAUACCAUAGCAGUUGUACCAUAUCACAGAUAUCCAUUUCAGACAGAAGAUGUGGAAUAUUAUGCUACCUGUAAAAAAUAAUAUAUAAGGCAAUGUUUAUAUGACUCUCUUUCGAACAGCCCCUUAUUUACCACAUGCUUGCAGGUAUAUCCAUUUUAUACAUAUCAGUGGGUAACUGGCAAA